Messenger RNA from Epinephelus fuscoguttatus (brown-marbled grouper), 5009 nucleotides. RefSeq lists its product as uncharacterized. NCBI's taxonomy places the organism in Eukaryota, Metazoa, Chordata, Actinopteri, Perciformes, Serranidae. Gene Ontology annotation, biological process: regulation of apoptotic process. Gene Ontology annotation, molecular function: protein binding. Gene Ontology annotation, cellular component: cytoplasm. The record is from RefSeq and is a predicted model, not a curated record. The transcript is spliced from 29 exons. Bases 426 to 4028 code for a protein of 1200 amino acids.
UGUCAUGAGACGAGAGGCGUCAAGCUGCAGCCAUACCCGUCUCUGUAGUCCAGCAAAGAACUGGUGCCACUCUGGAACCAGUUUUUCUGGCCCAGAGCCAGUUCUUUUGUCGGUCGAAACAGAAAAACCGGCUCCAAAUUCAGCACUGGAACUGCUUUGGUGGAAAAGGGUAGGAGGACACCACGGGAAACGGCUCUCCAACGGGCGGGACUCGGGAGACACUUCGACCCCAAGUGCUGUCAACUCAACCAGACAUGAUUUACCGCUGUCAUAACAACUGGACGGACUUUAUCUCUGACAGCUGAAGCUACGAGCUGUUUUAAAACGCGCCUUAAUCCUCAGUGGCGGCAACUGAUGUAAAUAAUACAGUGGCAGAAGGUUGGUGAAACAAACUACGGUGCACAGCUGCUCUCCAGCAGGAACAAAUGGGUUCGACGUUGAGUGCCAGACGCUGGCUGGGGGAUUUAACAGCUGUGAGCCCCUCAGCCAGAGCAACUGGUGUAGAAGAGAAACAGCGGCCUUCACUGAUCCAGAGGGUGGAAACAGUGACGUCUGUCAUAGAGCUGCUUUUGGAAACACUGGCUGGUUUGAGUGACGGGGAGCUUGAGAUGUUCAAAUUGUUCCUGGAUCGAAGUGACCUCCGCAGACACUACCCAGAUAUCCACUUUGGGCUUCUGAGGACAGCAGACAUGCAGGACACAGUGUUUUUAAUGGUGCUGACCUAUGGCCAACAGUCUGUGGAGAUGACCAAGGAGGUUUUAAAGGAGAUGAAGAGGACUGAUCUGGUGCAGAGGUUGUCAGACAGCAGCUCAGGAACCAAAAAAAAACACUCUGUGGAUGAACACCUGUCUGCACUGAUCCACAAAGUGUCAGCAAUAGUGGUUUGUAAAGAGCUGCUUUUGGAAACACUCAGUGAUUUGAGUAACAUGGAGCUCAAGAAAUUCAAGUUGCUGCUGCAGUUCACGUUCUUCCAGAGGAGCCUUAAACUCAUCUCAUGGAGAGAACUGGAGUUGACCAACAGUACAGACCAACUGGUUGAUGUGAUGUUGGAGAGAUACGGUCAACAGUCUGUGGAGGUGACCAAGGAGGUUUUGAUGGACAUGAACAGGACUGAUCUGGUGCAGAGGCUGCCAGAGACCAGCUCAGGACAAGAAGCUGCAGGACCAUCAUCUGAAGCUUUUGGUGUGAGAACCACGGAGGGAGAGAAACACUGUGUGGAUGAACAUUGGCCUGCAUUGAUCAGGAAGGUGGAGGCGAUGACGUCUGUCAUAGAGCUGCUUUUGGAAACACUGGCUGGUUUGAGUGACUGGGAGCUCAGGAAGUUCAAAGUGUUCCUCCCGAGUCAGACUGACCUCUACAGACGCGUCUCAGGCAUGACUUUCAUACUGCAGGAGUUAGAAGACUGGCAAGCCACAGUGUUUUUAAUGGUGCUGACCUAUGGCCAACAGUCUGUGGAGAUGACCAAGCAGGUUUUAAAGAAGAUGAAGAGGACUGAUCUGGUGCAGAGGUUGUCAGACAGCAGCAAAGGACCCAAAAAGCAACACUCAGAUGAACACCGACCUGCACUGAUCCAGAAAGCAGCAACAAUGGCAGCUGUUAAACAGCUGCUUUUGGAAACUCUGAAUGAUUUGAGUGACAAGGAGCUCAAGAAAUUUAAGUGGUCCCUGGAGUGGAUUGUCUCCCAGAAGAACCUCCCAGACACCUCAUCAGCACUGAGUUACACCACAGACAGAGCACAAAUAGUGGAUGUGAUGUUGCAGACCUACAGCCAACAGUCUGUGCAGUUAACCAGGGAGGUUGUAAAGAAAAUGAACAGGACUGAUCUGAUGCAGAGGUUGUCAAAGCCCAGCUCAGAACUCAAAGAGAAACACUCAGUGGAUGAACAUCUACCUGCAGUGUUGGAGAGAGCAGCUGUGAAACAGAUUCUUUUGGAAACACUGAAGGAUUUGAGUUAUGAGGAACGUGAGAAAUUCAAGUGGUUGCUGUGGUUCACGCAGUUCCAGAAGGGCCUUCCACACAUCUCAUUGAGCCGACUACAGUGGACAGACAGUGCAGACACACUGGUGGAUCUGAUGAUCCAGACUUGUGGCCAGCAGUCUGUGGAGGUGACCAAGGAGGUUUUCAUGGACAUGAACAGGACUGAUCUGGUCAACAAGUUGUCAGUCAUCAGCUCAAGAAUCAAAGAGAAACAUCUAUCUGAACUGCUCCAGAAAGAAGUCACCAUGACACCACUAAUGGAGAAGCUUUUGGAAACACUGGAAGAUUUAAGUCAGUGGGAGCUCGGGGACUUCAAGCAUGUCCUACUGCACACUAGAAUGAAGAAAGGCCUCCCUGAAAUCUCAACACAGAGAAUGGACAGGGCAGGUAGAGUUGGCAUGUUGAAGCUGAUAGUGGAGAUUGACGGCCAGCAGUCUGUGGAGGUGACAAGGGAGGUUUUAAUGGAGAUGAACAGGACUGAUCUGGCAAAGACGCUGUCAGAAAUCAGCUCAGGACACAAAAAGGAACAUUCGUCAGAACCGCUCCAGAAAGAAGUCACCAAGACACCACUAAUGGAGAAGCUUUUAGAAACACUGGAAGAUUUAAGUCCCGGGGAGCUCGAGAAAUUCAAGCAUGUUUUGCAGUACACUAAAAUGGAGAAAGGCCUCCCAGAAAUCUCAGGACACCAAAUGGAGACAGCAGACAGAUUUGGAAUAGUGGAGCUGAUGGUGGAGAUCUACGGCCAACAGUCUGUGGAGGUGACCUGCAAAGUUUUGAGGAAGAUGAACAGGACUGAUCUGGCAGAGAUGCUGUCAGGAACCAGCUCAGGACUCAAAGGGCCUUCAAGAAGCUUGGAGCUUGAGGGUUGUGGAAGCAUUAUGCAGGACUCCAGUGACUGGACUAAAGUUGAACCUGAAGUGAACAGUACAGAUGCAAACAAGGCUUCAACUUACAGCCUACAGUCUGGAGCAGGAAACUUUGAAUGCAGUGUCUCUGGUAUGCGCUGGGUCUGUAAGGAAAAGGUCAGCUUUAAGUACCAGUUUUACUCUUGGGAAGGACCUAUGGAAAGGAUAGAAAGCAUGAAGUACAUGCCUGCAGGUCCCCUGAUGGACAUCACAGUCACUGCUGGGAAGUUAGAUGUAGUGUACCUGCCACACUGGAUCGCCAUAGAUGACAAUCCUACAAUAUUAGACAAGUUUGCAGUCCUACACAUAGAUGACUGUGGAGAUGUCGUGGAAAAAGUGUCUGAGGUCACAUCGUCCCAUGUCAAGCUGUCUGACCCAGAUUUCUCUCUAUUAAUGGUCCUGUUGGACUGGUUGGGCCUUCCAGUGGAAAUAAACUGUAUGGUGUUAAUAUAUAGCAAGAUCCUCACAGCAUCAUCUCAGACAUCCCUCACACUCCAUGUUUACCUGAUCCCAUGUGAUCUUGGUCUACAAGAGGAAUUAGAUUCAAGAGAAAAAUCCUAUGGAUUCAAGGGAAUCCGAAAGCCAAAACCAGAAAAGUCCCUGAAAAUGCAAAAUUGGUUCACUUUAACGACAGAUCAGGAAGGUGCAGAGAUUUAUCCUGAAGGCGAGAAACCCCAGAAAAGCACAUUAAAGCUCAGAUAUGACAGCACAGAUCCAAACUUCUAUGAAGUGGUCGUUCAAAAUCCAGACAAAGACUUUAAGCUCAUGCUCACACCAGAAAAUGGGCAUCAGCCAGUUUGGACCUGUAAAAUUCUAAAAGGUGAAUGGCAAAGCACUGGCCAUGUACAAGAGAAACACUCAGUGGACAAACACCAGGAAGCAGCAAUCACAGUGGCAGGAGCGAAGCUUCUGAAUAUGCUGAAAGAGUUGAAAAGUGAAGAGUUCAAAGAAUUCAAGUGGCGCCUCCCACGCAUCACAGAGAGCCAACGGGAGAAUAGUGACAGGGUAGACCUGGUGAAACUGAUGCUGCAGACCUACAGCCAAGAGUCUGUGGAGGUGGCCAAAGAUAUUUUAAAGGAAAUUCCCAGGAAUGAUCUGGUGCAGCUGUUGUCAGACACCAGCUCAGGAUCAGAAGAGAAACACUGAUGCAGACCAUGAGCACAGCAUGUCCGCCUGACUCUGCACAACACAGCUUUCAUUCAAACAUGCUGGAUGAAAGUCAUUGUCACCUUGAACUGAUCAAUUAUGAUACAAACCAAAAUUUUCAUCAUGAUAAAGCUGUCGCAGAAGUGAGGCUGUAUUAAUCUCUUCAACAACGUGUUCUUCAUCACGUAACGAUGCAGUGAUCUCAUUGAGGAACUCACAAGGAAAUGUGAGUUUUUAUGCCGCUGGGGCUGAGGCAUAUUGUUUUUGGGUUAGCUGUCCAUCCAUUUGUCUGACUGUCUGUCUGUCUGUCCCACUCACAUGAACACAAUACCUCAAGAAGGCCUCGAGGGAAUUUCUUCAAAUUUGGCACAAAUGUUCACUUCACAUGAACUGAUUUGAAUUUGGUGGUCUAAGGUCAAGGUCAGUUCAUGACUUUGGCCAUAACUCAAAACGUUAAUGUAUGACACACUAUAUUUAAAUUUUUCAGCAUUCAUUUUUUAAUAACAUACUAUAUUAUGACUUUGUAUUGUUAUUUAUACCAUGUCACCUGACUUUGGCCUUAAUGUGGAACCUUCCUCUCAUGAAUUUAUGACUUCAUUGGUGUAAACUGUGAGAGCAACGUGAGCAGUGUUAUAACACUUUAUUAAUGCAGGAUGUAAAAAUGACUGAAGUCUGGAGGAUUGUGUUUUUUUUCUUUCUUUAUCCUGUUUUGUUUCAUUUUAUUUUAUCUUCAAAUCCCAUUCAUGUGUUUUUAUAUUUGAGUAUAUAUUUUCUUAAAAUCUUUUCAUGUCUUAAAUUAAGCACAGUUUAUUUUUUGUCGUCAUUUAUAUGGAUAUACUGUGUCCUUUGAAUUCACCAGGUUGUAACAAUGAUGGCUAUUAAUUUUUUUUUUUACAGGUGGAGAGUCAUUAAAAAAACUGUUCUGAUAAUUGUUUAAACCAUUUUUCACGCAAAAACAUUAAAUGGUUCUAGCUACUUAAA